Messenger RNA from Mesorhabditis belari, 1146 nucleotides. Lineage: Eukaryota; Metazoa; Nematoda; Chromadorea; Rhabditida; Rhabditidae. The record is from the annotation of a GenBank genome assembly.
AUGGAAACUGCAGAUCUCGUGGAUCGGAGUAAAAUUGUGGUGCUUGUAACUGGCGCAUCUGGCUAUGUGGCGCUGCACUGUGUAAAGCAGCUGCUAGAGGCUGGUUAUUCAGUUAGAGGCACUGUGAGGAGUAAGAAGAAUGAACAAAAGAUCCGACCCUUGUUAGUGCUCCCAAAUGCAGCGUUGAGGCUCGAGUUGGUGGAAGCCGAUUUGCUGAAACCAGAUGGAUGGGAUAGCAUCGUUGAUGGCUGUACAUAUGUCCUGCACGUGGCCUCUCCAUGGCCAAUUGUAGCUGAUGAAACGACCGUGCUCACAGCCGUUAAGGGAACGCAAUGUGUACUCCAAGCGGCCGCUCGAACGAGAUCCGUCAAGAAAGUCGUUUUGACGAGCAGCUGUUCGGCUAUCAAUGAUGGCCACAGAAAUGACGAGCGAAUUUUUGAUGAGACUUGCUGGGCGAACCUCGAGAGCCCAAAAGUCGAAUACUACGCGAGAUCGAAGACUCUAGCUGAGCGAUCGGCUUGGGAAUUUUGGGAAAAAUUGGAUAAAGAUACCCGUUUCCAAUUGACGGUCCUCAAUCCGACUUUCAUCACUGGACCCGUGCUUUCCGAUGUCGAGAAUGGAAGUUGCACGAUAAUCGGUCGAAUCAUGCACCUCAAGACAUUCCUGGCGUGUCCAAAGGCUUGUCUCGGUCUCGUCGACGUGAGAGAUGUCGCGAAGGCGCACAUUUUGGCGAUGACAAAUUCGGCAACCGAUGGAGAACGAAUUCUUAUUCACGCCGAGUCCGGUUGGUUCUCCGACAUUGCUAAGUGGUUGUUCACAGAGUUCAGGAAUAAAGGCUAUCCAAUCACAAUUUUCACGGCACCAAAUUGGGUAUUAAAGCUUUACGCAAAGUUGGGAAUCGAUCCGAUUGUUGAGGCGGUUUUGCCGAGAGUUGGCCCGGAAUUAAGAUUUGACAACACGAAGUCAAAAACCCUCCUCGAAAUGUCCUACAUCGAUCCGCAUCAAUCUGUAAUUUCAAUGAUCUACUCAAUGAUUGAGCAUAAAAUGGUGAAAACGACAAGAAAGCUCGCGAAAAUUCAACGGAAACAAGCGAAAAAACAACGAGAAAAUCCUGAUUUUAACGAAAACUUUGUCUCGACUCAAAGU